UCCAUCAUGGCGGAGUCCUUUUGAAAACAAGUGCGAAUAAGAUGAGUGAAAAUUAACAAAGUGUGACAAUUUCUGAAGAUAAAGCACUGGUUUGCGUCGGAAUUGUUGAAAAAACUUAUAUUUUCCUAGAUUUGGAAACGAUCAUAUUUACGACAAUGCCGGCUGCUUGUGAUUCACUGGUGGAUGACAUUGAAGAUAUGGUAUCGGCACACGAUCCCAAGCCUCACGAUCGACAGUUUGCGAGGAAGAACAUUGUGCCAAGAUCCAGAAAGAGAAAUCAGCAGCAAAAUACCGAAGAUCUACUUGUUGACAGUGUUAUUCCUGGGACACAAAAGGUCUGGAUGAAGACAUGGGGCUGCUCCCACAACAGCUCAGAUGGAGAAUACAUGGCUGGCCAACUUGCUGCAAGUGGAUACAAAAUGACAGAGAAUCCAUCUGAGGCUGACUUGUGGCUUCUGAACAGCUGCACCGUGAAAAACCCAGCAGAAGACCAUUUCAGAAACUCAAUCAAGAAAGCUAAAGAACAAAAUAAAAAGGUGGUGGUUGCAGGAUGCGUUCCUCAGGCUCAGCCCAGAAUGGAAUACCUCAAAGGCCUGAGUGUUAUUGGGGUGCAGCAGAUCGAUCGUGUGGUGGAGGUUGUGGACGAGACUAUUAAAGGUCACUCCAUACGCCUGUUGGGUCAGAAAAAGGAUAAUGGAAAACGGUUGGGGGGCGCUCGAUUGGAUUUGCCGAAGAUUAGGAAAAACCCACUGAUAGAAAUCAUUUCCAUCAAUACAGGUUGUCUUAAUGCCUGCACCUACUGCAAAACUAAACAUGCACGAGGGGACUUGGCAAGCUAUCCAAUAGAGGAGCUGGUAGAGAGAGCGCAACAGUCCUUUUUGGAGGGUGUCUGCGAGAUCUGGUUGACCAGUGAAGACACAGGAGCCUAUGGAAGAGACAUUGGCACAGAUUUGCCGACUCUGCUGUGGCAGCUGGUGGAAGUGAUACCUGAGGGAGCCAUGUUGAGACUGGGCAUGACAAACCCUCCUUACAUAUUGGAGCACCUGGAAGAAAUGGCAAAGAUCCUCAAUCAUCCCAGGGUGUACGCCUUCCUUCACGUACCUGUCCAGUCUGCUUCUGACAGCGUUCUGAUGGACAUGAAAAGAGAAUACUGUGUGGCAGACUUCAAACGGGUAGUCGACUUCUUGAAAGAAAAGGUCCCAGGAAUAACUAUUGCUACUGAUAUUAUCUGCGGUUUCCCGGGUGAGACAGAUGAAGACUUUAAAGAGACCAUGGAGCUAGUAAACGAAUAUAAAUUCCCCAGCCUCUUCAUCAAUCAGUUCUACGUUAGACCUGGAACCCCAGCAGCUAAGAUGCAGCAGGUCCAACCCCAAGUGAAAAAGCAAAGGACAAAAGAACUCUCUCAACUGUUCCAUUCAUAUAACCCUUAUGAUCAUAAGAUUGGGCAGAAACAACACGUUUUGGUCACGGAAGAGUCCUUUGAUGGCCAGUAUUAUGUUGCUCACAAUAAAUUUUACGAGCAGGUUUUGGUGCCAAAAAUUCCUGAGUUCAAAGGCAAGAUGAUAGAAGUGGAGAUUUAUGAAACAGGAAAGCAUUUCAUGAAGGGACAGCCAUUUGGCAAUGCCAAGGUCUUUACCCCUUCAAUUGCCAAGCCUCUAGAGAAGGGAGAGGUCUCUGGAUUGACCACUUGCACCACAGCUAUUCCAGUCACCUUGAUAGAAAGUGCCUUUACCUAUUGUGUCAAACCAAAGAACUCAUUAUGCUGGUGUCUGUGGUUCAGCACAGAUUCUCUGAAAAGGAAAAAGGAUGUUUCACAUACACUUACAAAUGAGUUCACAACUCUCCGUCAAAAUAGCAGCAAUAGUAAGCCAGACCUGCAUUCUCCAGAGCUUCUCUGUCAGACAUGGACACUGAGUGGAUUUGGCCUAAAGCUGGUGUCUGUGGGACUGGCUGUGUUUGCAGUGAUUGUAGCCUAUGCAAUGGAAAAAUUAUAUUAAAAUAAAAAGCUGAGAAAUUUGCCCACAGAGAAAUAUGCUUCCAGCAUUGCUAGGAUGGUAACAUUUUUGGUUUGUCAAGUCUGGAUAAUUUCAUAAAUGGAGCUCAAAGCAGGUGAAUAAUGCUUUUGUUCAGAAUUUUUUUUUUAAGCCCUAAAACUUAUGUUUACUUUUUUAAUGUAAUAAAUGAAGGGUUACAAGGACUUUGAGAUAAAAUGAUAUUACUGUUCUGUAAGUGUUGCAAACAGUUUAUUAAGCAGUGUUUGCUACCUCUUGUUUUUUUUUAAAUCAUGCCAUCGAUUUAUUUUAAAAAAAUCUGUUAUAACAUCAGUCUAGCAUUGAAACAUGUAUGCUUUUAUCUGUAUAGGAUUUCAUUUUAAAAGUCAGGGAUUUUAUUUCCAGGAUUCUACAACACCUGCUUUGUUUCUCCUGUGUUAUUUUUUCCUUGUUGUUCACUGCAUAAGAAACCUUAAUAAAAUAUAUUCUUCUCAAUCUUUUUUUUAUGUCAGGAGUAAUCUUUAUAGAAUGCUCUGCUUGCAGUACUGAUGCAAGAAGGGGGGUGGUUAUUUUCUUUUUAUUUCAGUCUGUUUGUAGUUAUGUCUCCUAUAUGGGAACUGGAUGUAUAAUAUUUGUGACAAUUUGUGUAUGUUACAUUGUGCAUGUGUAUGUCUUUCUGUCAGCUUGGAUGUGUUUAUAUGUGUCUCUGUGCCUGUAAACAAGCAGUUGCAAUUUGGUGGAAAUACAAUACCUAGGUUGGUGGGACACACAUUUCUGAUGACAUGUUUUCUUCCAUCCCAGAAACCCUGCAAAACUGACAAGUUUUAUUUCUAGUUUCUGAAUGAAUUCAAAAGAUCUGUUAUGUACAAUAUAUAUUUUAGGCAAUUGUCAGAAAAUUAUAUAUAUAUUUGUUUUAAAGAAGAAACUAUUUUUUGUGCAAGAAAUUUCUUUCUGAACUUAUAGAAGGAUAGAAAAGCAGAGUUGUAACUGCAUUCUAGAAUUGAACUGUGUAUUUCUGUAUUGUGUAUAUAAUCUUUCAAAUGAGAACAUUGUUAUAACUUGAUUGUAAUAUUACAAAAUCAGAUUCAUAGAUAGCAUUCUGAUUUCAUUAUAUAUUCAUGUUUUACAUACAAUUCUGCUUCAUUAAGUAUCCACAGUAUAUUUCUUGGGUAUUCCACUAUAUUUUAUGUCUGUCAUGUAUCAUUGCUUCUUUCUUCAGUAUGUACAGUAUAGCUAUUGAGUGACUGAUGUGUAUAAUUUGUGUCUAGGAUUCAACCGUUCCUGUAGCUUGUAAAUGUCUUCAGCAUUUCUCUUUUACCUAACACAGCUUUUUCCCCAGAGUUAAGUCAAAUAUUUCAUCCAUUCUAAUGCUAUGACUUCUUUUAUAUUAUUAUAACUAAGCAUUUGAUUAAUGCUGUAUUCUAUAAAAAAAAACACUUUUAAAGAAGAUAAACAAUAUUUGUCAAGGCUAAAGAUCUUUGUAUUAUACUGGAUAAAAUUUAUCAAUGCACAAAGAAAAGCUACUAAUGGAUCACAAGCUCAGACUGGUAAUCGCAGUCAACAACUACAUUUGUUGUUGUGAUCACUCUAACCUUUUGUCCAAAGUAUUCUACAGGUUACCUUCACCCUAGAGUAUAACUGUAACCUCUAACUAAAAAAAAAGAAUGAGAUUAAUGUGUACAGUGUUACGAAUCAUGAGAACCUACAAGAAAAAUUGUAGCGUGAUGAAUCAUAGACUGUCACCAUUGACAGCACUGAACAACCAACCAAUAUAUCAAGGUCACAAUUCUGAAUAAAUUUAACCAAAGACAAGCAAGACACAUUAACAUGACUAACUAUGGGCAUUUUACCUGGUGUCACUCCCUGAAUGUCUACACUAUAAAUUGUUUUCUUAACAUGUGUUUUAGUAGUACUAACCAAAAAUAAGUCCCAAUAGAUUUAAUGUCAAAGUUUAUGGAAGGUCUUCAGAAGACGUUUUGUCUGUAAAUGUUCUCCUGGGGAAGCUUUGCCUAUUUAAAGAACAAAAACGGUCAGUUUUUAACCAUUUCACAGUAAUAUUCACAGUAAUAGUAAUAUUAGUAAAGCCUUUGUUUAUGAAAAGCUUCAACAAUCAGUAAAAAAAAAUCACUCAUUCAUUGUACGUUGGACACAUGCAUUCAUUGUAAAAACGUUUUUAUUUAGGUUUUUUAAACUUGCACUGAUAGCCUCACUAAAUAAAAUUAUUUUUUUAAGUAGCUGUUGUCCGCCAACAGUAUGAGUUUAUACAUAUUUCUACUGGCUAACUACAUUCCCCCAGUGAGUCAUAUCAGUAAAGGUCUGGGAAAAAUGUCUAAUGAUCAUUGUGCUACUGUAGCAUUCAAUAAUCAAAAUUGGUAGAAAAUCUCAUGGAGAACACUUGUUUCAUUGUUUCACUGAGAAGAGGAUUUGGUAAUAAGAGACAUUCAGGGAAAAAAGUAAAUGGAAGAAAAUAAUUUGAAAACGUAUUUCUUUUACAAAAAAAAUUAAGUAUUUUAAAUUAAUAUUCCAUAAAAUGUAUAGAUAGAAUAAGGUCUUAUGCCUGAAAAUAAUAAAAAAGUAAUUCUGUAAGUUUAAUGGAAUUGCACAGAGAAAACUCAUAUUUGUCAUAAAUGAUUAAUUUGCAUACAGAAAAUACAAACGUCACAUUUAUUCACACCCCUGUAGUUAGAAGUGUGUACAGUAAAUCCUCCUCUCUCAGAAUUUACAAUGAAAAGAUGCCUUCUGUAAUUUGUAGUAUUGUAGAGGUUUUGACAUUUCUGAUGGGGAACAUUUUGGCCAGUUCUCCAGAUAAGUAUUUCUCUAGAUCCUUUAGUUUCUGUUAUUAACAGUGCCUUCUUGAGUUAAUGUUAAUACAAGUGUUCAAUUAGAUGGAAAUCUGGAGAUGGUCAGUUAUUUUGGGAAAAUUAUUAUUUUUUAUUUGUUGAUCAAGCAUUUCUUAUGCUGUUAUUAGCACAUGGAACCAGGUGUUUGGACAGAAUGUACUGGUAUAUGUUGAAGGACAUUAUUCACUUGUUUUAAAAAGGGUUCUUUGAACCUUGGAUGCAACACAAUUGCAAAACAAACCUACAGCUAUAUUUCACAGUGGGCAUGAGUAUUUUCACAUUAUAAGAUUAAUCAUUUAUAUGCCAAACAUAACAAUAAUGCAGUAAAUCAAAUAGCUCAAUUUCCAUUUCUGUGGCACCAAGGAUGCCAACCAGUAGCCCUCAUUUUUUUAAUAAUGGACACUUCAGUAGAAAGAGGUAGAUUCAUCUUUUUGUGUAUUGUUUUAACUUGUGACAGUAGAUAACCAUUUUCCCGCUGUCUUCAGAGAGCUCUCUGACUUUUACCAUGAUGAUUCAUGCCACGUCUGAAUGCCUUCCAUGUGUUACCUGCUUUUAUACCCCAAGGGAAGUAGGAAAGUCUUGGAUGCUUCAAUAUAGUUUCAGAAGCUUUUAUUGCAAACAAAAGGGUAAUUUAUUACUAUAGGCCUAUUUUUUGUUUGAUUUUACGUAAAGAAACACUGAGUUGUAAAUCAACAUGACCCUUGUUUUUUCUUGAAAUUACAUAUUUAAAAUGCAAUGCUAUUGUGAUUGCAGUAUAAUAUUUUUAGAAUUGUUAGAUAUAUUAUACCAUCUGUAACUCAUUCUGUUCUAUGAUGUUUUCAUACCUAUUUUUCUGGGAGUAUGAAUGCAACUGGAGGGCACUAAAAGCCAAUUGAGCACAAAUUCUUAUUUAUAUAAUGACCUGGAGAAUGAAUUGGAGCAAAAUCCGUUAAGUGUCUUGCUCAAGGGUGACACAGCAACAUCCCACCCAGACCCAGAACCACCGGGUCCUCCUGUCAAGAGCCCAGCUCUCUAAACUCUUCUCCAUAAUACUGCUUGUCUUGUGGGACAGUACAAUAAAUUAAUCUGUAUCCUUCCUACAUUUUGUAGUUCUGAAAAUAUCUUUGAGUGACAGGCGUAGAGAUUUUAUAUACCAUCAUGAGCAGUGAGGAGAAGGUGUCUGAUUGGCAGUUUAAUAAAUAUCAGACCCAUGUUAAGAUAAACAUAUGUUUUUCUCUGGAAACACAGUCAAAGGGGAAUUGUUAAAUAGAAAUGGGACAAAAAGGAGGAUUACUAGUAAGUUUAUUAUUUGUGUGAAGUGUGUUAUAUGAAUUUGCAUAUUGUUCGCUUGGUAUUUUUUUUGCUUCCAGAAGUAGAAACAUUUAGGCAACCUACCAUCAUUGUACAAAUACUGCCAGUUCUAUACAACCUAUUAUGAGGUGAAGUUUUAUUGUCUUGCAUAAAACUAUAGUGAAGUUCCUUUCAAUAACUUCCUUUUAACUAUAUAAUUAACCUUGAAUAGUUUAUGUUACUGUAAAAUUACAAAAAUACAAAUAAUACAAAGAGGAAGAAUCUGUCCUUGUAAAUUAAGAUACAUCUACAUGUCUUCUUUGAAUAAAAUGAAAAUUAAGGAAGCAAUGAUUAAGCUUUUUAUUUAUCUAACGGUUGCAUGUUGUGUACUGUUUUCACAGCUUUUUGAUGAUUGAAACUACUAAAAUUGUUUGUUUUUUUAAUCUGUAGCACUAUACAUGUUCUACUCAAUGCUAUUUCACUUGAAUAUUUUCUUCGGUUUAAUUUAUAGUUUUCUUCUUUCAACCUUGCAGUUGGCAAUGAACUAGUGCUUUAAACACACAUUGUGAGUCAUUCAGUCUUAAGCAUGAUUAUUUCUAAAGUAUAAUAAUACUUAAGCAAAAACCCAUACCUGUAUUUACCGAAUGUUGAAAAAGAAUCUUAGAUUUUAAUUACUUUAUCAGAUGCUUUGUUUAUUUCUGAUUAAAAACAUAGGCCCAGAUUUAUCCAGGUGUCCCUUUUACAAAACAUUAAAGCCUUUUUUGCAUUUUAUGUACAUCUGGGCACUAGUGUGCAGUAAUGUUAAGGAUUUUAAUCUUCAGAGAGGGCCAUCAUAUUUAAAUCAUUGGUGGGAAAACUACUGUUGUAUCCCUGAACAAGGUAUUGUUCUUUGAUUUGCUGUUGAAAAGACCUUGCAGUAUAAUCUUUUAUUUUCCAAAAAGGUUGUGCAAAAUGAAAAUUUGUUCUCUGUUGACAUAUCUGCUUAAAGAAUGGAUUAAAUUGAAACAGUAUUCUAAUUUUAGAAAAUCA
This is a messenger RNA of Lepisosteus oculatus (spotted gar), 7129 nucleotides long. The record is from RefSeq and is a predicted model, not a curated record. NCBI's taxonomy places the organism in Eukaryota, Metazoa, Chordata, Actinopteri, Semionotiformes, Lepisosteidae.